Messenger RNA from Trichoplusia ni (cabbage looper), 3165 nucleotides. RefSeq lists its product as uncharacterized. The record is from RefSeq and is a predicted model, not a curated record. The transcript has 6 exons. The coding region runs from base 159 to 1007 and encodes 282 amino acids. NCBI's taxonomy places the organism in Eukaryota, Metazoa, Arthropoda, Insecta, Lepidoptera, Noctuidae.
CAAGUGACGCGCGGGCCGGACGCACGUCUCCACGCGCUCCAACCGAAGACGUUCGCGAGUUGCCAAAAGUAAUGUGACACGGCUUAAAGUUUUAAUACUUGAGUGAAUUAUUAGUUUAAAAUAAUGUGACAGAAGAACAGUGAAGUGAAUUAUUAACAAUGUUGUUAUUAUUAAUGGGGAUGUUUGUCGCUCGCAGUGUAUCGCACACGAUCACGAGUCUCGAGGUGCCGCUGUGGGCGGACCCGCGGCGCGAGGCCGAGCUGCGGUGUCUCUACAUCCGCCAGCAGCACGACCCGCCGCUGCACUCCGUCAAGUGGUACCGCGACAUGCACGAGAUCUUCAGAUACACGCCACAAGAGUUAGAAACACGAGCAUUCAACAGUACUGGGAUAUCAGUAACAAACAGCUCGUGCGACCCGCGCGCAUGCGUCAUCACGGUGCGGCCGGAGCGAGGCACGGCCAAGUACACGUGCGAGGUGUCCAGUGAGGGACCGCGGUUCGCCGUCGACAAGAGGUCAGCGAACAUGACGCUUGCUGUGCUGCCUGAAUAUGACCCAUUGAUCACGGGUCUACCGACACUGGUCCAGGUCGGUGAGCAGGCGCUAGUCAACUGCACCUCGGACUACUCGCUGCCAGCCGCCACCAUCGACUGGUUUGUCGAUUCGGAGCCUCAAGAGGAUCCCCUGAUAACAGCGGAAACCACGGUGUCGGGUGCCGACGGCGACGGGCUCCGGGCAUCAUGGCGGACUCUCCACGUGUACCCGGACGACUAUCCGACGCACCGCGGGUACCUGGCGCUGCGGUGCCGCGCCACAGUUGCCACGCGGCCGCCGCACGUGCGCAGCAUGUCUGUACGGCUGUACGUCGCGAGCCGACCCCAUAUAUCCUCCUAUAUGUUUAGUAAAAAUAAUGCCGUGGCGAGCAGUAGUUCACGUUUUCGUCUUGAGACUACUGUGUGGACGUUGCUAUUCUUCGUGAGAAGACAAGUGCCUUCACUAGUUAAAUAAAGUGCUAGUGUAAUGUGACAUACAAACUGACAAACGAAUUAUCAAUGCUGUGAGUGUUGGUUAAGUUACGGGGUAAUGCGUGAGUCUGCGUUGAGAGGAACCUCUGUGAAUACUAGCGAUAUAUUUCAAAAACAUGUUUUUUUUCAUUUGUAUAGGUUAUAUUCGUGCUAUCAAUAUUUUCUAAUGCUUUUUACAAUCUAAAAACAAUUAAAUCAGCCCCUCGUAUGCGAAUGAAAUUUAUACUCGUAGCAGCGUGAACGAUCAUAGUAAUCGCCUAAGAAAAAUAUUUUUUUUGCAACAGCUUUUAUAUAUUCGAACAAUUUCUGUCAUUAUUGAAGUUUCUAGAAUAAUCAAUUGUCCGGGCCGAUCUUCACUUAUCUCACAAAACAUCUAAAAAUAUUCUAUACUCUUAUCUAAAAAGACAGUAGUUUCCCGACCACGGAUUCCUAAGUCAUGUACAUUAACCAACAAAUAAGUUUAAAUUCAUAAGGAGAUCAGUUUAAUCCAUCAAGAAUAGUGUUGCUUAACGAUAGCAAGUUGAAAUCCCGCGUAAUGAAACAAUGCGGUGAAUACACUGUAACGUUAUUCAAGCUCAGCGCUAAGUUAUUCACACACCGCCAGUCAAGGAUGAGGUCCUUUUGUGAAUAAAUUAUGACGUUAACUUAUUUCAAGUUGUGUUGCUUAAAUUAACUACUGAAUUUUAAAAGCUACGUUGUUUUUAGAAUACAUCUGAAUUAAUUUUGUAUAGUUCUAAUUGGGUUUCGAACAGGCUGACGUCUAGAAUUUGUGUUUUUCCGUUCUAUUUUCACGCGAGCAUAAUGGUUUUAAGAUUGAUUUCGGCAUGGAAUAGAUUUUAACAAAUUUUUAAAUAUAAUGAACUUUUAUUUUUUGAUUUAUCUGCUAUGUUUCAGAAAAUUUAACCAGUAAUUUUAGUAUACUAUUAACAACACUUAUUUUCUUAAUUUGUAUAUUUAAUUGAGACAUAUCGCUAGUACAUAACACAACUUGUAAAUAAUAUUUUCGAUCAACACAGUCAACACGAGUGUUAUGUAAAUGAAAGUUAUAUAUAUUCAGCUGUGAAUCCCGUUGACAUGUAUAGAAAUAAUAUAUUUUCAUGAGGCUAAAGAUACACCUAACAAAAUCUGUUUAUAACGAGCACGCGAUCUCUUACAUUCUAAAUUAGAUAAAUUACAAACAUUAUAUUAUGUCAAGUCUUUUGCUCAAUCGUUGUAUGAUAUUAUUGUUUUAGGGCUGACACUGCUUUCUUGAACUGCCUGUCGGAGUAUUUAUACAUUUUUUAUUUAACUUUUGUUAACGCUUUUCGUUCAAAUUAUUUGGGGAUUAUGAAAUGUUUUUUUUUAUAACCACUCUCGCAAUAAGGCCUUUAAUCCUUGUAUUGUUGAGAACACCUCGACAAGCAUUCGUGGGACACACAAACGUUUGUCGUCGCGCACCUUCUGUUUGGCGUGGUUUCCUCAACCACUCGACUAAUCUUAAUAUCAAAGGAAAAACAUCAGUCGUGGGCAUUCGAUGUUUGUAAGCAAUAUGACACCGCGACGUGUAACGUUGUCACGGAGUUUCGUUUACGCAAGCUACUUAUUUCGCUAUCCGUAUAAGUUCACGGAAAUAUCUGUGUCAAUUGAUAUUUCUCUUGAGAAAAGAAAAAUAUUUAUUUGGAUUUCAUUUAAAACUAUGGCAUGAUGUAGAGCUGGUUUGCUGGCGUACAAAUCAUGUUAACCUUAGAAACCUACUCUUGACUUAAGACAUUUCUUAUACAGCUAUAAAUAAAAAGACAAUCAGUUUUUUUCACUUUCGCAUUUCACACAUGAUCUCAAAGGGUAAGGGAUCGUUACACAUAAACAGUAAUAAAUAUUGUAUAAAGUGUUAAUUUCGAAGCAAGUUUAAGCCCAAGGGGUGAGGCGUCAGGUGUCGCAGGACUAAUCCCUCGGAAGCCUGUCGUGAACUUCACCUGAUAAAACUGUUUUGUGUGUAUUGUCAUACACACGUCAUGUCUAUUAUUCAAUGUGUGUUAAAUGUACAUAAAAUAGGUAGAGCAUAUAAUGAUAGGUCAGUAACAAACGUUAUAAAGUUAAUCGCGAAGGUACGUAUUUUUGUUCUCCGCAUUAUUUCAACUCCACAUAAAAUCCUGUCAUGUUUU